Molecule: messenger RNA, 1237 nt
Organism: Lathyrus oleraceus (garden pea)
Lineage: Eukaryota; Viridiplantae; Streptophyta; Magnoliopsida; Fabales; Fabaceae
Product: 2-oxoglutarate-Fe(II) type oxidoreductase hxnY
Exons: 9
Coding region: 56-1012 (318 amino acids)
Source: RefSeq, a predicted model, not a curated record
GAUAUAAACUCAACCAACCAGAAAACAAAAGCUUCAUAGUUAAGAGGUUACCAAAAUGGGAGAAACUGCAGCAACAUUGAAUCUUCCUAUCAUAGAUCUCUCAUCACUCGAUCGUAUUUCCACAUCGAAUUCCAUCCGUCAGGCAUGCGUUGAGUAUGGUUUCUUCUACCUUGUGAACCAUGGUGUGGAUCAAGAUUUUAUGAAGCAAGCGUUUGAGGAGAGUGCAAAAUUCUUCUCACUUCCAAUCCAAGAUAAAACUAAGUUGAACCGCAAGGAGUAUAGAGGCUAUACACCUCUAUAUGCCGAGAAACUUGACCCUACUUCACUCUCCAAAGGUGAUCCAAAAGAGAGCUAUUAUAUUGGCUCUUUAGCAGAUACAACUAGUGCUAGUCUCAAUCAAUGGCCUUCUAAGGAUUUACUGCCAAAUUGGAAACCAACCAUGGAAUCCUUAUUUGGGAAAAUAUUAUCAGCUGGCAACAAAUUGUUGUCUGUAAUUGCUUUGUCUUUGGAUCUUGAUGAAGAUUACUUUGAUAAGAUCAAUGCCUUAAGCAAACCAGAAGCUUUUCUCCGCCUUUUGCGCUAUUCAGGUGAAUUGGGAUAUUGUGGUGCCUCUCCUCAUUCAGAUUAUGGUAUGAUCACCCUCCUAAUGACCAACGGUGUUCCAGGAUUGCAGAUCUGCAAAGACAAGCUGAAGCAACCACAGGUUUGGGAGGAUGUGUCUCAUGUAGAAGGGGCAAUAAUUGUAAACAUUGGAGACAUGAUGGAGAGAUGGACAAAUUGUGUAUACCAGUCAACACUUCACAGGGUGAUGCCAACUGGAAAAGAACGCUAUUCUGUGGCGUUUUUCAUGGAUCCACCGUCUGACUGUAUAGUAGAAUGCUUUGGAAGUUGCUGUAGUGAAUCAUCUCCACCUAGAUUCCCUCCAAUACGUAGUGGGGACUACUUGAAUGAGAGGUUCAAGAUGAUAUAUGGUUCUGAAAAGGAACUUAAAAGCUCUAUCCAAUCAAACUAAAGGUUGUAUAUAUGCUGCCUACAUGCAAAGUGGGGAUUUAAAUAAGUUUGCAAAAUCUUCUCUUAUCAAUAUUGAUUGUUGCCAUAUCAUUUCGAGUUUGUUAAUGUUAUUGUUGUUUGUAAACAACAAGACAAUGUUGUUUUCUUAUAUUAAAAAAGUAUUGUUUGUAUAACAAUUGUAUUUGCAUAAAUAAUUUAUUUAAGUAUUUAUAAAAGGAGAGUUUAU